AUGAAGAGCAAGAAGCAAGUUGAGUCAAGCUCAAGCUCCUCAAGUGAAGAAGAAGAUAAGGAUGAUGUUGAUGAUGAUAAAUCAAGUGAUGAUGACCAAGCCUCCUCCUCCUCCUCCUCUGAUGUUGAUGAAGAAACAAUCAAGCUUAUACAAGGAGUGGAGAAGUUGAUCCAUAAGUUGAAUGUCAAGGGUGUGCCCAUCCAAAUUGAAGAUUGCAUCUUCACCAACCAAAGAAGAAAGCAAAGAAAUAAAGAAUGCUAUGGUUGCGGCAAAAAGGGGCACUUUGUGGACGACUGUCCAAACAACCCCACACCCAAGGCAAAGAAGAAGGCAUGCAAGGCCAAAGCCCUCACAACAAUCAAGACAUGGGAUGAUUCUUCAAGUAAGGAAGAAGCCCAUCACAAGAGACGCGACCGCAAGCACUCAUCAUCAAGAUCUUCUCACAUGUGCCUUAUGGCACGAGAAACAUGUACACAAGAAGUCGCAAUGGAGAAUGAGAAACUUAAGCAAGAAGUGGCUCGCCUCACCAAGGACUUGAUUCAAGUAAAAUGCAAGAUGGAGCAAGCCCAACCUCAUCAAUAUAACACCGUCAAGGGAGUGAAGAAGCUUGAUGAGGGAGCAACCGUGGUUUGCUACGUAUGCCACAAUGAAGGACACAAGUUGACAGGUCCAUAG
Messenger RNA from Setaria italica (foxtail millet), 675 nucleotides. RefSeq lists its product as uncharacterized. NCBI's taxonomy places the organism in Eukaryota, Viridiplantae, Streptophyta, Magnoliopsida, Poales, Poaceae. The transcript is spliced from 2 exons. The record is from RefSeq and is a predicted model, not a curated record. Gene Ontology annotation, molecular function: nucleic acid binding; zinc ion binding. The coding region runs from base 1 to 675 and encodes 224 amino acids.